Messenger RNA from Phytophthora sojae, 636 nucleotides. RefSeq lists its product as hypothetical. The transcript has 2 exons. The record is from RefSeq and is a predicted model, not a curated record. NCBI's taxonomy places the organism in Eukaryota, Oomycota, Peronosporomycetes, Peronosporales, Peronosporaceae. The coding region runs from base 1 to 636 and encodes 211 amino acids.
AUGUCUGCAAUUCCCGAUUAUGGAGGCAGUCUCCCUAAGAAGUAUCGAGUUGAUUCAGUUGAAAACAUAGCGGAAUUAGGUAUCAAGAAGCUUUUUCGCAUGGUUAUUCUUGGACCAUCGUUUUCCGGGAAGAACAACCUCUGUUAUCAUAUUCUCAAAUCAUCUCCGCAUGUGUUUAGUCAUCUUCAUAUCAUUGCUCGAAACCCUCAUCAGGAUCUAUAUGACUAUUUACGCGAUAAGCUUGAGGGAUUUAUAUCAUUUUACGAACCUGAUCAACCGCCUAAGGUAGAUGCCAUCCGACGGACUCCUGGCGAUAAGCCAGAGCUUGUCAUCAUCGACGACUAUAGCAACGAUAAAAACCUUCAGAAGAAUGUAUUCAGUCAUUACUUUACCAGAGGUCGGCAUUUCAAAUUGAGUACCAUAUUCCUAAGCCACAGCUGGUUUGCAACGGACAAGAUGAUUAGAUUGAAUACGGAAUACGUCGCGAUCCUCCGAGCAAACUCUCGUCGGGAUUUGAAGCUACUUAUCACCGACUUUAACAUACCAGGCCAGAUGCUCUUUAUCGAUAGUGUCAAGGGUCAAAUACGCUAUAACUUUGAUACUUUCGUACAUAUCGAGGAUAAAAAAAAUUGGUGA